Spirometra erinaceieuropaei is the source of this 1822-nucleotide messenger RNA. The record is from the annotation of a GenBank genome assembly. NCBI's taxonomy places the organism in Eukaryota, Metazoa, Platyhelminthes, Cestoda, Diphyllobothriidea, Diphyllobothriidae.
AUGUGGCUGCGGCCACAACCGCCUCGACCGACGGGCAAAAACCAGGUAAGGGUAUCCGUGUGUGCAUCUCCGCACACGGUAACUCGGCUCCGCUCCUACCAUCGACGGCCGGAUGGAACACCGCUUCGGCUUCUCUGGGAUGAUGCUCCGUGUGUAACCUCGCAGGAGACCACAAGCACUCAGCAAGCUACUGACCCAAUGGCUGGGAGACCGCCCCCUCACUUCUCUUUCGCACCUAUUCUUCGCCUCUCCCCUCUGCCCCCCACUCUGCCCUCCACUCCACCCUACUCUCUUACCCCAUGGUCAAAUAUUCCACAAAUCACCGCAUCACCACCUCCAAAACAAAGCUUCGCCAGCAACGCUACUGAGGGUCAAAAGGUAAGUGGCCCCGCAGGUGAGUCGAAUAUUUCUCGAAUGUCUUUGUUUUUUGCUUGCUUGCCUUUGUCUGCUUGUCUGUGCUGGUCCUUCUUGUAAGCCACAUACAGUUUUGUUGAAUACCGUCCUGUUACAUUUUUCUGCUCACCAUUUGCAUCCCAGCAACCAGUUAGCUUAGAAAGGGACGGGAAACUCUGCUUCUCGUUCCUCUACUCUUCCCUUAUCCCCCCCUUCAAAAUGUCCUGCGGCCAGAGCGACAGCGGUCACGUAGGCGGCCCAGUAUAACUCUACUCGUUCUCCCACAAAGCAAAGUCGUGGCCCAUAGUGGAGUCCGGCAGCUGUCUGGAAAGUCUGAGAAGUUCUAUUCAGGGAAAGCACUGCUCACCACCGCGAGGGAAGGAGCUAGAAAAAGUACACUAAACAAGUGCUGUGUUCACAACCUCUGCGCUCCGACCAUGGCUCACAGACGCAAAACAUGUGGUCGAAACAAUCACACAAGAAACAACACACCCUCUCUUCCCCUCCUCCUACCCUCCGCCCUACUCCACAGGUAACUAGGGUGAGUCCGCUUACUCUGGCAGCCUGGGAUGUUCGUUCCCUUUUAGACUAUCAGAAAACCAACCAACUGGGACGGAGGACGGCGCUAGUAGCUCAGUAACUGGCGUGCUACAAGGAGGACAUCGUCGCACUCAGCGAGACCCGUUUCCCCGAACAAGACCAAGAGAGGAGGUUGGUGCUGGCUGCACCUUCUUUUUCGUGGCCGCCCUGUCGUAGUCUUCACGGUAUGACCUCUUUCGACUGAAUGCGAUUCAUUGGUCUGUCAGACGACCGGAGUUCUCGUCUGCUGGAGGAAGUGCGUCCUUCAAUCAAUGAAUAAACCACCAAGCCGCAGACAACGAGACCCGGUUCUCCGAACAAGACCAACAAGAGGAAGUGGGUGCUGGCUACAUCUUCUUGGGGAACGGCCUACCCAAGGCAGAUCGACGGGACGCGGGUGUCGACUUUGUCCUUCGAAACGACAUUGUGGGACGACUGUCUUGUCUGCCUCAGGACAUCAAUGAUCGCUUUAUGAGCCUCCGCCUGCCUCUCUGGGUAGGCAGCGUCUACGCUCCGUUGAUGACCAGCCCUGACGUUGCAAGGAACAAAUUAUACGAGGACCUGCACACCCUCCUGGCGUCUGCUGAAGGCGGAUAAUUUGAUCGCCUUUGGUGACUUCAGCGCCUGCGUCGGCAUAGACCAUGCUGCCUGGAGUGGAGUGCUGGGUCGUAAUGAUCUCUACGUCUCAAAUGACAAUGACCUACUCCUGCUACGAACCUGCGCUAACCACCGCCUCAUCCUGACCAACACCUUCUUCCACCUUCCGACGCGGGAGAAGGAUACCUGGAUGCAACCUCGGUCGCGACUCUGGCACCUGCUGAACCGUGUCCUCGUCCGGAGGCCAGACUAG